Messenger RNA from Penicillium canescens, 366 nucleotides. RefSeq lists its product as uncharacterized. The record is from RefSeq and is a predicted model, not a curated record. The coding region runs from base 1 to 366 and encodes 121 amino acids. Gene Ontology annotation, cellular component: fungal-type vacuole membrane. NCBI's taxonomy places the organism in Eukaryota, Fungi, Ascomycota, Eurotiomycetes, Eurotiales, Aspergillaceae. Gene Ontology annotation, molecular function: calcium:proton antiporter activity. The transcript has a single exon. Gene Ontology annotation, biological process: intracellular calcium ion homeostasis; calcium ion transmembrane transport.
AUGAGCAAGACAUUCAUUGGUCUAGUUCUCAUCCCCAUCGUCGGUAAUGCCGCAGAGCACGCCACUGCCGUGGUCGUUGCGUACAAGGAUAAGAUGGAUCUGGCGAUUGGCGUGGCCAUUGGUAGCAGUUUGCAGAUUGCCCUGUUUGUUACUCCCUUCUUAGUUAUCCUGGGCUGGAUCAUGGGUAUCGAGAUGACGUUGCAUUUCCAGACUUUUGAGACGGUUGCUUUCUUUAUCUCUGGUUUGGUUGUUACGCUUCUUAUUCAGGACGGAAAGUCUAAUUACCUUGAGGGUGGUAUGUGUCUUGGCAUGUAUCUCAUUCUUGCUCUGGCUUUCUAUGUCUAUCCUGAUAAUGUUGCUACCUAA